CCUAUCUCUUUUUUUUCGGCGACCACAACGCCGUCACGUUCUUCCUCGCAAAUACUCACAACCGCAUCGUCACCACUGCCUUCAGCAACCGGCCCUAGGGCUUCUCCGUGCACGUCGCAUAUCCCUUUCUCUCACCCUCCCGAGGACCGUAAUUGGCGCUCCGUUUGCCUGCGAUGUCACUGGUACCGCGCUUAAGAUAGCAUCUCCCCUGUCCAUCACCCGCCCACGCAUCCUCUGUUGGCACUCCUCCCGCCCCGUCUUUCCCGCUCGCCCUGUUUCCCACAUGUUCGCAGAUGGUAAAUCGCAGUCGCGUCACUUCGGUCUCUCCUCGAUAAUCCUGACCUGCUCGAUCUACUUCCUGCAUCCCCUCCGCCUCGCCAAUUCCCCCCUACGUCGAGCUGCUGCCGGUCGAACGUGACGAAGUCCACCGCGACAAGACAGGCCAGAGAGUCCACACCCCCCACAGCCAUCAUGGAGGAUGGGGAAAGUAUGAAGAAUGGCUCUGGGGGCCUUGCUCUCCAAACCGCGUCAGCAUUAGUCGCGAACGUGCCCAUCCUCAAGAAGGAGGGCGACAGCGCCGCUUCGUCGCCGAAUGCCAGCAAGGGGUCUCGGUCGACGAGCCUGUCGCCCGAUGACCUGAAGGCUCGAAGCGACAGUGCGUCGACUCCCGACGGUCACCCGCCAAAAUUUACGCGCAAGACAUCUCACAGGGUGGCGUUCCGGCCGAUUCUCUUCGGCGAUCUCCCCGAUGUCACCUUGGAGUCGUGCAGCCACUUCCAGGUGAUUCCGGAUUGUCUGUACGGGUCUAAGUCUCUCGGUUCGACGGAUCACGAUGCGCUGGACUGCGACUGUAGCGAAGAGUGGCGGGAUGGCACGAACCACGCCUGCGGCGACGACUCGGAUUGCAUCAAUCGGGCCACCAAGAUGGAGUGUGUUGACGCCGAUUGCAAUUGCGGCAGCAGCUGCCAAAAUCAACGGUUUCAGCGGAAGCAGUACGCCGAUGUCUCGGUAAUACAGACCGGGAAGAAGGGGUUCGGGCUUCGGUCCAACAAAGACCUCGAGGCUAACGAUUUCAUCUACGAGUAUAUCGGAGAGGUCAUCAACGAGCCCACAUUCCGAAGGCGAAUGAUCCAGUACGACAAGGAGGGUAUUCGUCACUUCUAUUUCAUGUCUCUAACCAAGAAUGAGUUUGUAGACGCGACCAAAAAAGGCAACCUGGGCCGCUUCUGUAACCACUCGUGCAAUCCCAACUGCUACGUGGACAAAUGGGUGGUUGGUAACAAGUUGCGCAUGGGCAUCUUCGCCUCGAGGAGGGUCCAGGCCGGCGAAGAAUUGGUCUUCAAUUACAACGUGGAUCGGUACGGCGCCGAUCCCCAACCCUGCUACUGCGGGGAACAGAACUGCAUCGGGUUCAUCGGAGGCAAAACACAAACGGGCCGGGCAACGAAACUGCCCGAUGCUACCAUUGAAGCCCUCGGGAUUGACGACGGCGAUGGUUGGGAUACCGCCGUUGCCAAGAAGCCUCGCAGGAAGAAGGUGGGAGAAGACGACGAGGAGUACGUUAAUAGCGUGCAAGCUCGCGGGCUUGACGAGAAGGAUGUUACCAAAGUUAUGGCUACUCUCAUGCAAUGCAAGGAGAAGUGGAUCGCUGUCAAGCUGCUAGAGCGUAUUCAACGUUGCGACGACGACCGGGUGCGCAACCGGGUUGUGCAGAUGCACGGCUAUCAGAUCCUCAAGACGGCUCUGAACACGUUCGUGGAGGAUCAUAAUGUCGUAUUGCAAAUCCUCAACAUUCUCUACAAGUUCCCUCGCCUUACCAAGAACAAAAUCUCCGAUUCCAAGAUCGAGUCCACCAUCGAGGCAUUGACGAAGUCGGAACACGAAGAUGUGGCCGCGGAGGCUACGCAGCUACUCGACGAAUGGAGCAAGUUGGAAGUCGCCUACCGGAUUCCCCGAAAGAAGCUGGAUCCCAAUACUCAGUCGACGCCGAGCACACAGUCAGUCAACUCCUUCGAGGAGCGCCGCGGCAAUCGUCCGGAGGAGCCGCUCAUCAAGGCCGUCUUCACACUCCCGGAAAACAUUCCGAAGGGCCCUCGCAGCAGCGUCCCUCAACGGAACCACACCUACUUUAACAAUCAACGGCAUCGUCGUCCCCCUGCCCAGAACCUCCCCCCGGGUUGGUUUUCGGCAAACGAUAAGAACGGGUAUCUGUACUACUAUACCCGAACCGGUAUUACGACGUGGCGAACGCCAACCGCACCCCCGCCCGACACCAAUCCGACCCAGCCAAAGGGACCGUCUAAAGCAGCUCAGGAGCAGAAAACGCUGCAGGACAUCAUCGACUCACUCACCAAGCCCGACAGCAUCCCUCGGAGGUCGGCGUCACAGACGCCGCAAACCAGCACUCCGACUCAGGAGCCCAAGAAGGAGAAGUGGCGCUCGCUCCCGAUCGAGAAGCAGAUGAAGAUCUAUGAAAACACACUAUUUCCCCACGUGAAAUACGUCGUGGAUAAAUUUCGCCAGAAGCUCCCCAAGGAAGAACUGAAGAAAUUCUCCAAAGAAAUUAACAAGAAGCUUGUCGCGUCGGAUUACAAGAACAAUCGCGUGGACGACCCGACCUCCAUCACCGAGAAGCAGGAAAAGAAGGUCAAGAAAUACGUGAGGGAUUUCUUCGAACGUGCAGUCGAGAAAUACAGGGAGCACGAGAAGAAGAAAGCCGAACGGGCGAAAAAUGGCUCGGAUGCGUCGCGAAAAACCGGUAGUGCCGAGCCACCGAGCCAGUCGGGGCCGCCAGCUGCCGAAGAGGACGAGGACAUGAUGACGACGGGCGAUGACGACGAUGUCGGCUCGACGCCUAAGAGCCCCUAUCGUAAGCGGAAGUAUGAGGAUGAUGCAGCGGAUUCUCCCAGCCUAACGCCUUCCGAGACGCCUUCGGCAAAGCGGGUGAAGGAGGAUGACGGUGAUGUUCCUAGCCCGCCGCCGCCGCCGCCUCCCCCCCCAAUCGACGGGGAAUCCACAUUGGAUAUGCUGGCCGAGCAGGACAAGGAGGCGCUCGGGGAGCCGGGGACCAUAUCGAAGAUGGGCGGGGGUGCGUCGGUCCAGCAUAUCACCGAGGAGACAGAACGGCGACGGCUACGGGAAGAAGAGGUGGCACUAGAGCGGGAGAACGAGCUUAAUAUGCUCGCUUUCGAGCAAGAGCAAGAAGACAGGAAGCUGGUGAACGGAAGCGGCCAGGCCGACACGGGCCACUCGCAUACCCACGAAGACGACUCGAGAAACGGCGGAGUAGACUCGGCUAAUGGUGAUAGCGGUACGGUUCAGCAUAAUACUAGAAAGCACGAGGUCAUGAGCCACUGAGCGAAUGUCUAGGAUCAUAAGGCGGCCUAGUCGGGCGCCAGUUGGCUCACAUCUUGGGACCAUCAUCAUGAUAUUCUUUUGCCCGAUUCCAUGUACAAUACCUGGCCCAGCCCUCAUGGAGGUCCUGUUGUGUUUUUUUGUUUCUCUCUUCACCUUCAUCCUAUGCAAAGGGCAUCCUCGUUGCAUUUUAAUUACCUUCCGGUGUCGGGGAGGGAGAAGUGCUUUUUUUAAAAGGAUCUAGGGUUCGACAACUGGCGUUUUGGUAAAGAGGGUGGAAAAGGGGGCGGGGGAAGGGGAUACACACUAUCUUGCAUCCGGCUAUUCAUCAUCCAUUACGGCACACGAGAGAAGGGAGGUUUUCACGAAAGAGGGGGGGGGGGGGGGGGGGCAGAAGCGCUCGCGUGGCGCAUUGUGAUACCAUAGC
Molecule: messenger RNA, 3781 nt
Organism: Durotheca rogersii
Lineage: Eukaryota; Fungi; Ascomycota; Sordariomycetes; Xylariales; Xylariaceae
Exons: 4
Coding region: 472-3357 (961 amino acids)
Biological process (GO): regulation of DNA-templated transcription
Cellular component (GO): chromosome; nucleus; chromatin
Molecular function (GO): histone H3K36 methyltransferase activity; protein binding
Source: RefSeq, a predicted model, not a curated record